Coffea eugenioides is the source of this 1116-nucleotide messenger RNA. Its product is annotated as ras-related protein RABA6a. The transcript is spliced from 2 exons. The record is from RefSeq and is a predicted model, not a curated record. Gene Ontology annotation, cellular component: endosome. Lineage: Eukaryota; Viridiplantae; Streptophyta; Magnoliopsida; Gentianales; Rubiaceae. Bases 280 to 951 code for a protein of 223 amino acids. Gene Ontology annotation, molecular function: GTPase activity; GTP binding.
UAAAGCAAAGUGGGCUUUCGAUCUUUGUUUAUUAAGCAAUAUAAAUCGCCAACAGAAGCAGGCCGUGACAGGAGGAUUGAACAACCAUCAUGCUCAUCAAUGGUAUCACAUGGUACCACUCAAUAAUAACUCCUUAGCCAAUUCUUGAGAGUCCUAAAUUUUAUUACUUAUCUAUAUUCGCAGAAAGAUAUGAUGACAACAGACCAUGCUUGAGUUUCUUGAUAUCGUUAGGAAAAUCGAACCCUCUUUGCUUUUAGUUUCUGGUUUUGUUUCUUUCUGAUGAAUAUGGCAGCUGAUUCAUUUGAUGAAGAGUGCGACUAUCUUUUCAAGGCUGUUCUUAUUGGUGACUCUGCUGUUGGGAAAUCUAAUCUUCUUUCAAGGUUUGCCAAGGAUGAAUUUCACUUGGAUUCCAAACCAACCAUAGGGGUUGAAUUUGCUUAUAGAAAUGUUAAGGUUGGUGACAAGGUCAUCAAGGCUCAAAUUUGGGAUACUGCUGGCCAAGAAAGAUUUAGAGCAAUUACGAGUUCAUACUACCGUGGGGCAUUGGGAGCUUUGCUGGUGUAUGAUAUUACUAGAAGAGAAACUUUUGAACACCUCAAAAAAUGGUUGUAUGAGCUUAGAGAAUUUGGGUGCUCAGACAUGGUUGUAGUACUUGUUGGCAACAAAUGUGAUUUGGGAAGCUCAAGAGAGGUCAAUUUAGAAGAUGGGCAGAGCCUUGCGCAGCUUGAAGGCCUAUUAUUCUUGGAAACGUCUGCAAAGGAAAAUUUGAAUGUGGAAGAUGCAUUUAACCAAAUGAUCGCCAAAAUUCAUGAAGUUACAAGCCAGAAAAGCUUAGAAGCCAAGAUGAAUGAACUACCUGCUCCAAUUCUUCAGGGGAAAAAGGAAAUCAUUUUUAUUGAUCAUGAUGAAGUAUCUGCUACUAAACAAACUACUACUUGUUGUUCUUAUUGAGUUUAAUUGGUUGGUAGAGAAAUGGACCACAGCAAACAAAAGAUUACUUCCUUUUUCUUUGACAUCAUCUUUUAUGCCUUGUCAGAUUUAUGGUUGAAUUUUGGAGACAUUAGGGUUUUGUUUGAUCUAACUCUAAUAGAAACUACCCAGAAUUCAUUUCCUGCA